Messenger RNA from Empidonax traillii (willow flycatcher), 2268 nucleotides. RefSeq names its product peroxisomal biogenesis factor 2 (gene PEX2). Gene Ontology annotation, molecular function: zinc ion binding. Gene Ontology annotation, biological process: protein import into peroxisome matrix. Lineage: Eukaryota; Metazoa; Chordata; Aves; Passeriformes; Tyrannidae. Gene Ontology annotation, cellular component: peroxisomal membrane. The coding region runs from base 1209 to 2123 and encodes 304 amino acids. The record is from RefSeq and is a predicted model, not a curated record. The transcript is spliced from 2 exons.
AAGAUUUGUCCAAGCAAAAAUAUAACAUGAUUAAUGAUGAAUAUAAACGAGUAGCCUAGGAAUGUAAGAAUAAAAUUGAUGACUCUAAAUAACAAAAUAAGUUUCAAUUUACAAAGCACAAGAAAAGAAUCAGUGAAAGGGUCCAAACUCUGAGUAAGAGGAGGCACAAAGGGAUAGGUCCAUUACCUAGAUGUUAUUAAAUAAGAAAGGAGAACAAGUAACAGACUUUCAAAGACUGAUUCUUUACUUCAUACAUUGUAAAAGAGAUAUAUUGUGACCUGCUCCUUUCAUAAAAUUAAUCUUAUACAGGAAAUAAGAGUGGAACCAAAGCACAGAAAAGAAUAGCCUAAGGAAUCUUAAUAUAGAUGUGCUCAAGUGGCAAAUCCUAAUAAAAUUCAUCCUAGAAUGAUUGAGGAAUUAGGCACCACUGAUUUUAUUUAUUUAUUUAAUAUCCCAGAGGGUGAAAAUAGCCAGCAAAAUGGGUUUGUACAUGCCUGGUUUUGUGCCUGUUUAUUCUUCUGUUAAGAGAAUUAUUGAAGAUGUCAGUUUUGAUUCCAGAUAAAGGUUUAGGAGUAAAUAGUUUAGCAAUUAAUUUGUAUCUAAUAAUGGGUAGAAGAGAGAUUGUAAAACAGCCAGUAUGGUUUGAUGAGACCUGUUUGUAAGAAACCUCAGCCUGUUUCUCCUUUUAAAGAGGAUCACAAGUUAGUAAGAGGAAAACUUAAAGUAAAAUACAGCUUGAUUUUAAUAAAGUCUUUUUCCCUACAUAGAUAAACUAGGGAAAUGUAAUAUCAAUGCUAUCUCCAUUAGAUGCUGAUAUUAUCAGUAUCACGUUUAAAAGUUGCUUCUUCUGGGUAAUUAUCUAUAGUGCUCUGUCAAGAUGAAAAGGCAUUAAUGAGUUGGAUGAUGGAAGAGAACACAUACUUAGAAAUGUUACUCAGGAUAGUAGCCAGAGAGGGGGUUAAAAUUUGUUUAUUUUUUUACUUUGUUUUCAACAUAAGAUAUGAAUCCAGAAAACUCUUGAUGGGUUUGAAGAAAAUAUCUACAAUCAACAAGAUGAAAAGCAGUGCAGGCAAGUAUGAAGCACUGCAUUUAACAGGACAAACUCAAAUACAUGAAUCUAAACCAGGAAAUAAUUAUUCAGAGAGAAAAGCGACAGAAAAAGAUAAGAAGAUAUACUAGAUCUCAAGAAAGUUUUUUUCUCUGAAGAAAUGGCCUCCAGCACUGGAAAUGGAAAGGGCGUGAAUCCUGUGCUCAGAAUAAGUCAACUUGAUGCUCUUGAACUAAACAAAGCCCUGGAACAACUCGUGUGGUCCCAGUUUACCAACUGUUUUCAUGGAUUUAAACCAGGGGUGUUGGCUCACUUUGAACCAGAAGUAAAAACAUUUUUAUGUCUUAUAUUAUGGAGAUUCACAAUCUAUUCCAAGAAUGCAACUGUGGGACAGACUAUUCUGAAUAUUCAGUAUAAGAAUAACUUAUCUCAGGCAGAGAAAUACCAACCUCUGAGCAAACACCAGAAGUUAUGGUAUCUUAUUUUCACUGUUGGUGGAAGAUGGUUAGAAGAAAGAUGUUAUGAUUUAUUUAGCAAUCGUCAACAACAAUCUUUCUCCAGAAUUAAGAGCUAUAUUAGCUUUGGAGCUGGACUUCUAAAACUUUGUGGACUUGUAAAUUUUCUGAUUUUUCUUCGGAAAGGAACAUUUGCAACACUUACAGAACGCAUUCUAGGAAUUAGGUCAGUUUUUUGCAAGCCGCAAAGUGUUCGUCAGGUAGGAUUUGAAUACAUGAACAGGGAGCUCUUGUGGCAUGGCUUUGCUGAAUUUCUGAUUUAUCUGCUGCCACUUAUUAAUGUACAGAAACUGAAACUUAAGAUUUCUUCUUGGUGUUUGCCUAUUGCAGGUCUUUCCAAUAGUGAAAACACAUUAGCAGACCACUGCAGGGAAUGUUCUCUGUGUGGGGAAUGGCCUACCAUGCCUCAUACCAUAGGCUGUCCACAUGUUUUUUGUUACUACUGUAUUAAAAGUAACUACUUAUUUGAUAUGUAUUUUACAUGUCCUAAAUGUGGCUCAGAGGUACACACUCUUCAACCACUGAAGUACAAAAUUGAAAUGACAGAAUUGCAUGUCUGAUAUGCAGUUGAUUUAGUUUUAUACAAUAUGUGAAAUAUAUUGAAGAGAAUAAUGGAAGAAUUCAGAGGCUAUUGGAAGCGUAAAGAUGGUUUUGAAGACUCUGUAGUUUGUCGUAACAUGUAUUUUUACUGCUCUUAGGUUUUUU